UGAACAUUUUACAGUAGUUUGAAAACCGAUUGCUCCUCCAUGAUACACGUGUACAGUGGAGCUGAAUGCAGUUUUUUAGUUUUUAAUCAGCUACAGCCCAUGAUUAGCCUUAUAGGCAAAUUUGUAAGAAUUCAAACAGAUUGUAGAAAUUUUGAAAACAGGGUUGUGCUCAUGCUAGAAACGGGUCGUCCCUCCUCCCCUUCCUUCUUCCUUCCUCGACAUAUAUUCAUUUGACUAGUCCUCAAAAAGAUGAGAGUCACAAAUCUUAAAGCAGGAAUAAUGAAACAAACUUUUUGUUUAUUUCUUCUAACGUUGACUGGCUUCUCACUAACUUGUAUUGUUUAUCUGCACUUCACCUCCAGCUGGGGCAAGCUUGCACACAAUCAGCCCAGUGUAGUCGGCUCAGAUGGCAAAGUUAUUACUGUGACACCAUGGUUAGCCCCAAUUGUAUGGGAAGGAACUUUUGAUCCCACACUGAUUGAUUCGAUCUACAAACAACAAAAUAUCACCAUAGCAACUACUGUCUUCGCUCUUGGAAAAUACACACAGUUUCUUAAAGAUUUCCUGGAGUCUGCAGAGCAGAAUUACUUCGUUGGAUUUUGUGUGCAUUAUUAUCUGUUCACUGAUCAACCACAACAGGUUCCUAAACUAAAACUGGGUGAAGGACAUCAGCUGACAGUGGUGGAAGUGCCUAGUUCUAACAGAUGGCAGGAGAUCACUUUGCGAAGGAUGGAAAGGCUGGAGAAACUGAUUGAGAGUCGAUUGAUCAAUGAAGCUGACUAUGUUUUCAGCCUUGAUGUGGACACAAAGUUCUAUGGGCGAUGGGGGACUGAGUCUUUGGGUCGUCUUAUCGGUGUGAUACAUCCUGGGUACUAUCAAACACCACGUGAACAGUUCCCAUAUGAGCGCAGGCCAGAGUCUCAAGCAUUCAUUCCUCGUGCUGAGGGUGAUUAUUAUUACGGAGGAGCUGUGAUCGGUGGUUUAGUGAAAGACGUAUAUGAGGUUGCUAAAACCUGCCGGAAGCAGCUGGACAUUGAUGCAGCUAAAUCCAUUGAGGCAGCGUGGCAGGAGGAGUCCCAUUUGAACAAGUACUUCCUGUAUAACAAACCCAGCAAGGUGCUCUCACCAGAAUAUCUGUGGCAGGACUUAAAAGCUCGCACAAACGAAGUCAAAAUCAUUCGCUUCUCUCAAGUUAUUAAAAACUAUGCUGCAGUUCGUCCAAACCCAUAGCAGCUGUUGUCUGAACAUUCAUGCACUUUGUUUGGAAUUAGUACCUGCCAGGCAUGUAAAUGUUAUUGAUAUUCUUGUCGACUAACAAAACCUGUGGCCAAUUUUUUUUUUUUUUUUUAAUGAGAGAUAAAAACAUCAUAUAACAGAAUGGGGUAGAUUAUCAGAACAAAUUUUAGUAACACUUUACGGUAAGGGUACAUGAAUUACCAUGAAUUCAUGCAUAAAUUCAGGAAGUAACCCAUGAAGCAGCAGAGGGAGCGGGAACAGUCAGUCCAUGGGUGAAGGCUCCCUCUGCUGGCGUGGCAUUACAACAUGACACAUGUCAUAAAUAUGAAGGAGGUUUUAUGCAUGUUAAUGUCAACUGUCAUUAAGUGUCAUUUGCUCAGUUAUGUCAUUUUUAAUGCAAAGAUGACAUUGUUUGAGAGGCCUUUGUUAUGACAACUUGACAUAAACCAAUACAUCAUAAACUGUCAGUGUCUUUGUCAUGACAACUUGACAUUACCAAGACAUUACAUUACCAAGACAACAGAACCUGUCAUAAAUCUCUCAUAAACAUGACAUAGCAGAUUAAUUAUCAAACUUAAGAAACUACUUAGCUAUAUGGGUUAAUAUUACAUUAAACUGUCAUGUGGUUGGUUUUGACAUUGGCUGUUAUGAGGCCAUUAUAAUUGUGUCAUGAAUAUUGUCCUGACCACUUUUUUCAGUGGUACAAAUUGAACUUGUCAUUAAAAUGUCAUUAAGUGUUAAUACUCUGUCAAAUUAUUUUAUAACAGUGUCAUGAAUAUUUUUCUUGACCUCAACUACAGUGAUUCAAAUUGAACUUGUCAUUAAAAUGUCAUUAAGUGUUAA
This is a messenger RNA of Labeo rohita (rohu), 2079 nucleotides long. RefSeq names its product globoside alpha-1,3-N-acetylgalactosaminyltransferase 1-like. Gene Ontology annotation, biological process: carbohydrate metabolic process. The coding region runs from base 250 to 1230 and encodes 326 amino acids. Gene Ontology annotation, molecular function: hexosyltransferase activity. Gene Ontology annotation, cellular component: Golgi apparatus; membrane; vesicle. The record is from RefSeq and is a predicted model, not a curated record. Lineage: Eukaryota; Metazoa; Chordata; Actinopteri; Cypriniformes; Cyprinidae. The transcript has 5 exons.